Messenger RNA from Plasmodium berghei ANKA, 1398 nucleotides. RefSeq names its product E3 ubiquitin-protein ligase RNF5, putative. The record is from RefSeq and is a predicted model, not a curated record. The transcript has a single exon. NCBI's taxonomy places the organism in Eukaryota, Apicomplexa, Aconoidasida, Haemosporida, Plasmodiidae. Gene Ontology annotation, biological process: ubiquitin-dependent protein catabolic process. Gene Ontology annotation, cellular component: endoplasmic reticulum. Gene Ontology annotation, molecular function: metal ion binding; ubiquitin-like protein conjugating enzyme binding; ubiquitin protein ligase activity. Bases 1 to 1398 code for a protein of 465 amino acids.
AUGAAUGAAACUAGUAAAGAAUAUGAUUCUCUCUAUGAUGGCAUGUAUGAUUAUGGUGUUAAUGAUGAAUUAAUAAAUAUUGUUAACAAUGAUAACUUAGUAAAUUUGAAUACACAAAAUAAAUCAGUAUAUCCAAGCUUAAAUCAAAAUAAAGACUCAAGUAAUGACCAAAUAAAAAUAUCCCCAAAAAAUGAAAAACAAGACGAACCUAAUUUAUUUACAGAUGGUUUAUCAUCGCACACUUUAAACGGCAUUGAUAUAUAUAAAAAUAAUAAAACAGUUGAAAAUAUUGAAAAAGAAGAAUUGGAUAUUAUUUGCAAAGAUGAAGCAUCAGCAGACAAAGGUUCUUUAUUAAUCUCAAAAGAUAGCAUAAAUUGUAAUCCUUGUAAUAGUGAUUAUACUAAUAAAAUUAUUGAAAACGAUAAUAAUAAUAAUAGCUCGAGCGAAUUAAAUAAGAUUAUUGAUAAUUCAAAUGAAAAAAAUUCAAUAAACAAUUCUGCCCAUAUAAAUGAUGACUCAAAUAUUAUAAAAAAUAAUCAUGAUAAAAUUAAGAAUAUAUAUGAGAAGGAAAUUAAUAAUGAUAUAAAAAGCAUUGAAGAAACCAAAGAUGAUAAACUAAAUGGUUUAUAUCAAAGUUCAAAAGAACUUGGAUCAUCACCCCAUGAGCUUGGUUUUAUAAUUGUAGAGAAUAAAUGUGAACAAAUAAAAAAAAACGAAGGAUUAUUAAGUAAAGAAUCUAAAAGUGGGUGCGAUACAGAGAAGAAAAAUAAAAAUGCAUAUGAACAAGAACAAAUUGAUAAAAACAGCAUAAAUAGUAAUAAACAAAAUGAAUGCAAUACAAACGAUAAUAAAAAUAGCUCAUGUCAAAAUAAUGAGAAAAAAGAAACUACGAAUAAUAAUUCUUCACAAGAAAAUGAUUGCAAUAGAAGUACAUUUGAAUGUAAUAUAUGUUUUGAUGAUGUAAGAGAUCCUGUUGUUACUAGAUGUGGCCAUUUAUUUUGUUGGUUUUGUCUUUCUGCAUGGAUUAAAAAAAAUAUUGAUUGUCCUGUCUGCAAAGCAGAAGUAACCAAAGAAAAUGUAAUACCUUUGUAUGGUAGAGGAAAAAAUAGUAGUGAUCAUAAAUAUUCAAAUAAUGAAGAACCCAGACCUACACCUAAAAUAAAAGAAAAUGUUCGAAGAAAUAACAACUAUUCUAAUAAUUUAGGAUUAAGAGCUUCUUUUGGUGUAUGGGCCAACCCCUUUUCUUUUGGAAUGUCUUAUACAAACAUGUCUGACCAAUCACAUUUUUAUGACAAUAUAAGACCACAAAUGGAUGCAUUUCAUUUUGAAGCUGCUUCUUCGUGUUUCUUUUUCUUAGGAUUUUUUUUGUCUUUGUACAUUUUGUUUUAUUCAUCUUAG